GCGGCCAAAAACAAACAUGGUGGCGCACUGUUCCAGGUGCGGAGGAGUGUUCACGCCGCAGAGAUGCUGAGCCUCAUCUUCGUCUUCCUCCUCUUCGCGGGGCGCGUGUCGGCCUCGGACGCUAAAGUUUCUCAGGAUGAGCACAGACACACCGAGAGCUUCCUCACGUCCCUGUGGCACAACCGACUCUACCUGUACUCGGCUGCUGCUCUGGUGUUCGGGGUCUGGUUCUCCCUGAAGGUGGCUCUGAAGAAGAAAAGCUUCUCCAAGCCCGUCGGUCCGUGGGUCUACAAAGCUGUGCAGAACAACGACCGCCCUGACUCUGUGGAGUACGUGUCGGGAGUUAAGAUCUUCUACGGUUCACAAACUGGAACAGCAAAGGGUUUCGCAAAAGAGCUGUCGGAAGAGGUGAAGACUUUGGGAAUACCAGUGGAGGUGACUGACAUGAAAGACUACGAUCCAGAUGAUCGACUGGCUGAUGAGUGCACCAGUAAGUCGGUCUGCGUGUUCCUUGUGGCCACGUACACGGACGGACAGCCCACAGAGAACGCAGAGUGGUUCUGUAAGUGGCUGGAGGAGGCGUCCACUGACUUCCGAUACGGGAAGACCUUCCUCAAAGGCCUCAGAUACGCAGUAUUUGGUCUGGGCCACUCUGUCUACGAAGGCCACUACAACACGGUGGGUACAAAUGUGGACAAGUGGCUCUGGAUGCUGAGCGGCAUGCGGAUCAUGACCCGAGGAGAGGGCGACUGUAACGUGGUGAAAAGCCGUAAUGGCAGCAUCCAGGCCGACUACCAGGCCUGGAAGGGGAAGUUCCUGGACCGGCUACAGGCCCUGGCCAAGGGAGAGAAGAAGAGCGGCAACAGGGACUCUAAAACUGGAGGCUCCUGUAAGAAUCAGAGAGAAGAUGGACACGUGGUGGAGGAGCAGGAGGAGGAGGCAGCGCCGCAGGAAGUCAGCUCCGAGGAAGAGCUGAUGGAAUCCAGCAGUGAUGAGGACGAGUCAGGGCUGCAGGAUGAGAAGAAAUCCGGUUCAGUGGUGGACAUGGAGGAUCUGGGCAACAUCAUGAACAGCAUGAAGAAAGCCAAGAGCAAAGAGGAGGGUCGAGGAGGCGGACAGAUGGUGAAGCUGUCGAAGCUGAAUGGAGUGAAGAAGACUGAGGAUGAAGAGGAGAGGAGAGAGAUGAUCACCCCGGCCCUGAGAGAGGCACUGACCAAACAAGGCUACAAACUAAUUGGAAGUCACUCAGGAGUGAAGCUUUGUCGAUGGACCAAGUCUAUGUUGCGAGGGAGAGGAGGCUGCUACAAACACACUUUCUACGGGAUCGAGUCCCACCGCUGCAUGGAAACGACCCCCAGCCUCGCCUGCGCUAACAAGUGCGUCUUCUGCUGGAGACAUCACACCAACCCGGUGGGCACAGAGUGGCGCUGGAAGAUGGACCCAGCAGAGAAAAUCCUGCAGGAGGCCGUGGAGAAGCACCAGAGCCUCAUUCGACAGUUCAGAGGGGUUCCUGGCGUGAAGCCCGAGCGCUACGAGGAGGGUUUGGCAGUCAAGCACUGUGCCCUCUCCCUGGUGGGCGAGCCAAUCAUGUACCCCGAAAUCAACACCUUCAUCCGCCUCCUCCACUCCCAACGCAUCUCCAGCUUCCUGGUCACAAAUGCACAGUUUCCAGAGGAAAUCAGGACCCUGGUGCCAGUUACCCAGUUAUACGUGAGUGUGGACGCGAGCACCAGAGACAGCCUGAAGAAGAUUGACCGGCCGCUUUUCAAGGACUUCUGGCCACGUUUCCUGGACAGCCUCAAGGCCCUGGGAGAGAAGAGACAGAGGACGGUGUACAGACUGACGCUGGUGAAGGCCUGGAACGUGGAGGAGAUGCUGUCGUACUCGGAGCUCAUUUCUGUGGGUCAGCCGGACUUCAUUGAGGUCAAGGGGGUGACGUACUGUGGGGAGAGCUCUGCCAGCACCCUGACCAUGGCCAACGUCCCCUGGCACCAGGAGGUGGUCGCCUUCGUCCAGCAGCUCGCCGACAUGCUGCCUCAGUACGAGAUCGCCUGCGAGCACGAGCACUCCAACUGUUUGCUCAUCGCACACACCAAGUUCAAGGUGGCCGGCGAGUGGUGGACGUGGAUCGACUACGAGCGUUUCCAGGAGUUAGUCCGGGCCCACGAGGAGAGCGGGGGCCAACGGAGCUUCUCGGCCUUGGACUACACCGCUAAGACCCCGAGCUGGGCUCUGUUCGGAGCCUCCGAGCAGGGAUUCGACCCGACGGACACGCGCUUCCAACGACGCAACAAAACCAAAGACAUCUCAGGAUGCUGAUAGAGAGAGAGAGAGGAUGGACAGAGCGGGUACUGAUUGCGAAAGAAUAAGCCUCGAUGAUGAUUUUAUUCCCGUUCACUUUGAGUGGACAGUUACUUUUUUACAGCUGCUUUCAUUCCCAUCUACACUUAUAUUCUGUCCCUUGAUCUUUAAUCGUUUUGGCUCCACCAGACACUUCCCUCUCACUUCCUCCCUUACAUUCCCCUUCGCGGUUAUUUUGACCUGCUUCUUCUUUUGUUCGUACAUGUUUAUAGAUGUUCUCCCUCUCUUUCCGUUCGAAGGAGUCACUGUUAUAAAUGUCUCUUGAUUUAAUCUUUAUGAGUCUGGCAGCACUUGGGGAGAUUUUACCCGGUUGAAGUGGAACCUGGUGGAGCCUCCACAUCAUCAGCCUCAUUUCUGAUGUGUUGUUUAUAGCCCAGGACAUGAUUAGCAUGUGAGGAGCGUCUCUUUCACUUCUCCUCCGUCUCCUCCGUGGGAGUUGCACAUCUUUCCCGGACACCUUUUGCUCUUCCACCUACUCAUUAGGACGGUGGCUGCGUCUCCUCCGCAGUGAGAGAGGAGCAUCAAAGCUGCACCUCCACUGGGAGAGUCUCUUUACAGAAACAGGCUUCUUCUCACUGCGCUCUUUGUGUUUUGCUUCUUUUUUUUACCCCCAGUACAAUUGUUGCUCUGUUGCACAUUCAUCCAGCGUCGGCUUCGCUCGGUUUCAAAGCUCCGAGCCUGGAACGUUCAAGCUUUCCACAGACGGUUUACACCAGUCGUACAGGUUUGCUCUACAUAAGUAGAAAGUGGGUUAUAUUACACAACAUUCCAACGUUAUAAUGAUUGUAUUUGACUUAUUUCAGUAUCUUGAUGUUGAAAACACUUUGGGUAACACUGCUUGACGAAGUAGGGGGGGGGGAUUUCAGUCUCAGGAAAACAAAGCCAUCAGAAGCUGCUUUCAGUCAUGCACCCACAUUUUCCUGAAAUUUUCCAGAGGGGUCGGAUGUCGGAUGUCAGACGUCCAAAUAUCUGAGUGGCUGCAGAUAUUUGUAUAUCUGGAAAAUUCACAAGAAUUCAAAUAUCUCAGGAUGAAAAAUAUGAGCUGUACAUGAAGACGUCAACUUGUUAAGACAAAGACAAAAGAGGGUUUUGGACGAUAAAGUCCUGACGCCUGUCGAUGUUCUGUACAUAGGCUCCACCCCUCGCCUGAACGUCCCGGACUCAGGAAAAUGUCCGCACCCAGUUUUCCAGAGUUCAUGUCUGAAACCGGCUUUGUUCUAGUACGUUACAGAAGGUUAUGGUCCUGAAUCCUCUCAUGACUUCACGUCUCCCAGCUCUUUGGUGAAUAGACACAACACUGGGCUCAUAAACAGUUAAUCUGAUCCAGGGUCAGUCCCCAUCCAGGAGAAUGUAGGAGCAUCACGAGCAGUCAUGUUACUUCAGUCCAGCGUUUCUGAGGAAAAAAGCCUUUACUGAUAUUUUAGUUUACGUUUAUUUUAAUGUGUUGUCUUUUUGAAUGUGAACCCAGAUGUUAACGUUUGAUUUAGAUGUGUGUUUCUGUCGGGAUGUUGCAGGUGUGUGGAAACUGUCACUGUAAUAAAUGUGUUGGUAAUAA
Molecule: messenger RNA, 3916 nt
Organism: Hippoglossus stenolepis (Pacific halibut)
Lineage: Eukaryota; Metazoa; Chordata; Actinopteri; Pleuronectiformes; Pleuronectidae
Gene: tyw1
Product: tRNA-yW synthesizing protein 1 homolog (S. cerevisiae)
Exons: 16
Coding region: 64-2319 (751 amino acids)
Biological process (GO): wybutosine biosynthetic process
Molecular function (GO): 4 iron, 4 sulfur cluster binding; catalytic activity; FMN binding
Source: RefSeq, a predicted model, not a curated record